This is a messenger RNA of Bathycoccus prasinos, 354 nucleotides long. RefSeq lists its product with no specific name. The record is from RefSeq and is a predicted model, not a curated record. Lineage: Eukaryota; Viridiplantae; Chlorophyta; Mamiellophyceae; Mamiellales; Bathycoccaceae. Bases 1 to 354 code for a protein of 117 amino acids. The transcript has a single exon.
AUGUAUACGAAGAAGACAAAGAUUUCGUCGUCGUCGUCCCAAAAACAAAAACAAAGAAGAAACGUCGUCGUCGUUUUAGCUGAAGCAGCGGAAAGCAACAACGACAACAACUCAAACAACGAGGAAAAACAGUGCACUGGGGGAUCGUGCGAUUCGUGCGGAGUAGCGAGAGAGAAAAUGCAAUGCGAUGGAACCGGGAGAAUUCAAGGCGGAUUAGCUGCCAUUCCGUUGUUCUCUUGGUGGCCUAUUAAAGCGUACAGGCCGUGUCCAGGCCUCAUCGAAAGCGGAGGGACGUACACGAGGAAAGGACAAGACGUGGAUUCCAUCUUAUGGGGCGAGAACGGGAGAGAUUAG